This is a messenger RNA of Teleopsis dalmanni, 3462 nucleotides long. RefSeq lists its product as uncharacterized. Lineage: Eukaryota; Metazoa; Arthropoda; Insecta; Diptera; Diopsidae. The transcript is spliced from 2 exons. The record is from RefSeq and is a predicted model, not a curated record. Gene Ontology annotation, molecular function: nucleic acid binding. Bases 1 to 3462 code for a protein of 1153 amino acids.
AUGAUUCACAAGCAGCAGCUUUCUAACGCUCAGAAAAUGUGGUAUCUCAAAGGUAGUUUAACAGGAGAAACAGAAGGUUUAGUCCGACACCUGUCAAUAACCAACGAGAAUUAUCAAACGACAUGGAAUUUGCUACAAAAACGAUAUCACAACAAAAGAAUUAUUGUAGCAACAAUCAUUCAAAGAAUUCUAAAUCAACCAAUAAUAUCAACCAAUCCUUCAGCGACAGAAAUAAGGACACUCCAUGAUGUUACUUUUGAAGGAUUGCUGGCACUGAAGAAUGUGGGACUCGAAACUGAUUCAUGGUCGCCGCUACUGCUUCAUAGUUUGCUCCUCAAACUAGAUAAGCAGACUCGCAUUUUGUAUGAACAGUCGCUGACUCAUCCAAGAGAGAUUCAGUCGAUUAAGGAGUUCAUGAUUUUCCUGGAAUCACGAUUCCAGUCCUUAGAGGCGAUUGGUCAUAGGGAGCCAUGCUCAGCAAAAACCCUUACCACAACUAUGGGAAAGGCAAAUAUAUCAACCUGUAAGAUCUGUAAUAAUGGAUCACAUCCGAUAUAUUAUUGCAAAACAUUCUUGCAAUCAACACCACAAGGUCGUAUCAAGACAGUACAAAAACUUAGACUGUGCUUGAACUGCUUACGUACAGGCCAUAGGGCAGCAGAAUGCAAAAGUUCCCGGUGCAACAAGUGCAGCAAGAACCACAAUUCGUUGUUGCACUUAUCAGAAUCUUCCAAGACAACACACAAAUCGAUCAAUGUCAAAUCAGAUUCAUUGGUUGAGAAACCUGGUCAUCAACCUUCUACUGUAAUCACAGCAUUAAUACAAAAUAAGGGAUACGUUCUCCUUAGUACAGUUAAUAUGAAAAUAGCUACGUUUGAUGGUGAUUUCAUUGAGUGCAGAGCAAUACUCGAUUCUGGAUCACAAAUAAACUUAAUCACAGAAAAACUGGCAAGAAAAUUAAAAUUGCAGUUACACUCAUCACCGUUAUGGAUAGAAGGAAUUGGUAGAAGCAAAAGGGACACAAAAUACAGUGUGACAACAAAAAUUCAAUCUCGAAUUAAUGAUUUCAAUGUAAAUAUCAACGCAUUCGUGAUGCCUCGAAUUAUCUCAGCCCAACCAACACAGUGUCUGGAUACUUCUGGUUGGUCAAUUCCUCAGAAUAUAAAAUUGGCUGAUCCAGACUUCGCGAAUCCAAAUCAAAUUGACUUAUUAAUUGGAGCAGAAUUCUAUCACAGCUUUUUAUCGAUUGGUCAAAUCAAAAUAGGUGAGGGUCUACCUGCACUUCAGAACACGGUUUUCGGAUAUGCAGUGGCAAACGAAGCUGACGACGAAGCAUUGGAUAAUAUACUUACUAAAUUCUGGCAAUUGGAGGAAAUCAAUCAAACGGAUGACAAAUUCACUGAUGCAGAAAAGAAAUGUGAAGAAUCUUUUGCUCAAAACACUCACCACAAUCAUGAAGGGCGAUUUGUCGUGAAAUUACCAUUUAAGGAGGAUACAACUGUUAUUGGUGAGUCCAUGCAGAUGUCGAUGAAUCGGUUUUUUAGUCUUGAACGUCGGCUGUUGAAGAAUUCUGAACUAAAGAAGAUGUACGUUGACUUCAUGCGAGAGUACGAACAUCUCGGCCACAUGGAAAAAAUUAAUCAGGAUGAUAUAAUGCAUCCACAUUACAAUUUGCCACAUCAUUGUGUAAUCAAGGCAGAUAGUACUACAACAAAGCUUCGAGUGGUGUUUGAUGCAUCUGCAAGAACAUCAACCGGAGUCUCACUCAAUGAUAUCAUGCAUAAUGGUCCAGUCGUGCAGAACGAACUCUCAUCCAUUUUACUGCGUUUCAGGAAACCACGCUUCGUUUUUACAACAGAUAUUGAAAAGAUGUAUCGGCAGAUACUAAUUGAUCCAAGAGAUGAAUAUCUUCAAAUCAUUAUCUGGCGAGAGUCAGCAGAAGAAAACUUGUGCUAUUACAAAUUAAAAACGGUAACGUAUGGCACAACAGCAGCGCCGUAUCUGGCAACUAAGUGUCUACAAACCCUGGCCAGAGAGCAUGCCGUUAAAUUUCCGCUUGGUUCCGCUACACUCAGCAAGGAUUUUUAUGUCGAUGACGGUUUAAGUGGCUCAGACAGUCUCAUGGAGGCAAUUGCAACAAAGGAUCAAUUUAUUAAAAUAUUGGCGACAGCUGGUUUCAAACCUCGCAAGUGGUGCGCAAAUAAUUCCCAAUUACUUCAAGGACUGGCUCCAGAAGAUCAAGAAGUGGAUCUCGAUGUCAGCAGUGAGUCACAUAAGACAGUAAAAACUUUAGGCCUUAUCUGGCUACCAAAAUCUGAUCAAUUUUCAAUAAAAACUAACGGACCUACACACAGCAAAAUAACAAAGAGGACCGUAAGUUCUGAAUUGGCGCACAUUUUUGAUCCACUUGGAUUAAUGGCUCCCGUAGUAGUGAAGGCGAAAAUAUUUGUUCAAAAACUGUGGCAGUUAAAACUUUCGUGGGAUGAAGCUCUGCCUGCUGAAAUGCAUACUCAAUGGACCCAUUUUCGUCAGAGCUUAUGUGAAGUAAAUAAUGUAAAGAUUCCACGACAUAUAUUUCAUCAUAAACAACCAAGGAAUACUCAGAUUCAUGUAUUUACUGAUGCCUCCGAAAGAGCCUAUGGAGCUGCCAUUUACAUCAGAGCCGAAAUGACUGAUCGAACUAUCUCAGUUCAGUUACUUUAUUCAAAAUCACACGUCGCUCCACUAAAAACGCAGACAAUACCAAGACUUGAGUUAUGUGCGGCUUUACUAGGAGCACAAUUGGUAGUAAAGGUAAAAAAGGAUUUGGAAUAUGAACAUCAUCCGAUAUAUAUGUGGACUGAUUCUGAGAUAACAUUGCAUUGGAUCAAUUCAGAACCAUCAACAUUCCAAACUUUCGUUGCUCAUCGUAUCAGUAAGAUUCAGCAAUUAACACUAAAGGAACAGUGGAGGCAAGUCAAUACUAAACAAAACCCAGCUGAUUUAUUAUCCAGAGGUGUAGAUCCAAUUUACAUUCAGAAGAAUGCAAUGUGGUUUUAUGGGCCACUUUUCCUUCAUGGAAAUCAAGAAUGCUGGCCCCAACCAUUCCGUCAGGAAUUGAUAACAUCCGACCAUAUACAAGCGGAUGUCAAAAGGAAGGUACAUGUGCUUACAAUUUCACAUGAUGAUGAACUAAUCAAAAUGAUUUAUACGAUAAGGCAUGGAAACUCAUUCAUAAGGUUGCAACGAAUUCUUGGCUAUGUGUUGAGAUUCAUCAAAGGGUUACGUAAUAAGAGCAAGCACAACGACAUCAAUUUGACACCAUUAGAACUGGAUGAGUCAUUACUCAUAAUUAUAAAAGCCAUACAGCUAAGUGAUUUCAAUGAAGAACGACAUCAACUCUUAAAGAAAAGGGAUCUGAAGGGAAGCAGGAGUCUCCACGGACUUUCUCCAUGCCAAACACCCCAUGCUGCUGCCAUAUAA